GUAUGGGGCGGGAGUUUGGGCGUGGGUGGGCUGAAAACGCCCAAGCCACCACCCCGGGUGGGCAUGGGUUUGGGCGUGGCCCUUGGGGCAUGGGUUUCAAGCUGGGCGUGGGGCGGUCUGGCCAAGCUGACAUGGCGGGCUUUAAUUGGACAAACCAAAAGAAGCCGUUGGGCUAGCCGUUGGCCAACGGCUAUAUAAAAAAAAAAACUAAUAAAAUUUAAUUUUUCCACUAUAAAACCUCACAAUUUCUUCCAUUUUUUUACCACAUUCAUCUUCAAUUCUCCAUCUACAAAACGAAAAAAUGCAUCCUCAUAACCGUCCUUUUGACCCGAACAACCCGUAUGCAUUCCAAGAAAAUAAUCCUAGCCCACCACCCACUCGUCCAAUGGCUCGUCCAUUUUUCAUACACUCUCCUAUGCCCGACAUGGCGGGUUAUGCAUCGUAUCUCGGGAAUCGUUUAUUUACUAACUUUCCACACACCGACGAUUCGAUACCUACCCCGUUUACACAAUCGCCCAUCGACCUUUCACCAACCUCCAUCGACCUUUCACAAAACGAAACCGUCCCCGAAACUCAACCACCCAACGAUGGUCCUUCCGCACCCCAACCCAUAAAAAAGAGAAGCCAUAAGAAAAAAACCGAGGCGGAUAAAGCACUUGAAACCAUCAAGCGAAAACAACUAAAAUGGACCGUUCCUGAAGAACUUGCAUUGGCGAGGGGUUGGUUUCAACAAUCUCAACAUUCAACUUUAGGAAAUUCUCAACAUCGAACCUAUUUGUGGCAAGGGGUUAGUAAAAUAUUCCAUGAAGAAUUGGGAAAAGAGGUUUAUCGUGAAAACGAUAGCUUAUCCUCGAAUGGUAGCGAAAGCAACACGUCUUCCAAAAGGUCGAGGGUCUCGUCCCAAUCUGAUGCACGAGAUCAAGAGAUUAAGGACCUUUUUGAUGAUUCGCCAAGCCCAAACCGGCCUGAGUAUGGAAGAGAUGCCACAAAAAGGCGUGCUCAAAAAUCAAGAUCUGCUACGGCAUCACCUUCAGCUGGGAGUUCGCUCUUGCAUAGAGGAAUAUACAGCGACCAGUUGGAUGCCAUUUCAUCCAAGAUGGAUACAUUCAACGUCUUCCAACAACAAAGGAUCGAAAUUCGGAAGAGCAAAGAAGCUAGAGAUGCCGCUAGAGAAGCCGAGAGACAAAGACGGGAGGAUUUGAAAAUUCUAUCCCAGCCGAUUGAUCACCUAAAGGGUGACGAGUUGGAAAUAUCUGAUAAGCUUGGUAUUAACAGGUACUUGUAUCGAAAAUACUGGUUCGUUAUCGGUACAUUAAGGUAA
Messenger RNA from Helianthus annuus (common sunflower), 1321 nucleotides. RefSeq lists its product as uncharacterized. The record is from RefSeq and is a predicted model, not a curated record. The transcript is spliced from 4 exons. NCBI's taxonomy places the organism in Eukaryota, Viridiplantae, Streptophyta, Magnoliopsida, Asterales, Asteraceae. The coding region runs from base 302 to 1321 and encodes 339 amino acids.